UGUCUGUGCACAUUUAAAUCAUUAAAUGCACUAAAAGUUCACCUAUCCCGCAUUCACCCAAAAACUCCAAAUCAGCAACAAAGUAUACCAACUAAGUUUAGUUGUCUGUCGUGUGGAUUUACAGAGUCUUGUUCAGAGAGUGACUUUUUCACUCAUCUGCAUCGUGCACAUCUAAAAGUAAAUCAUAAAGUCAGAUGCCCUUAUGAAGACUGUAAUUUUGAAAGCAGUGUUUACUCCACCUUCAAAGCACACAAGAGUAAAGUACACAAACAACAGAUCUCAAAGAGAUUUAAAUCAGAAAUUGUUGGUGACAAUAUUAUAAGCCAUGACAGUAAUGCUUCACAAGAGCAGAUGUCAGAUGCUGAUGAUAUUGAGGACACAGAAGAGUUGAAUGAGGUAACUGAAUCUGAUCUGCACGAUUUAGAAAAACAGCUUCAGCACAACUUGGCAUCUUUACUACUAAAGAUGCACACUGUUUUACACAUACCAGAGAGUUCAGUGCAAGAUGUGAUAGAGCAGCUCUGUCAAAUCAAUAAGCUCUCACAACCACUUGUACAACACAGAGUCAGAGGCAUAUUAAACAAAUAUUGUGCUGACAUGGAUGAGACUGUUAUUAAAGAGAUUAUCAGUGCUGUGUCAGAAAGUAACAUGAUGACACAUUGUUCCAAAGAUGGACCUUUAGGAACUGCCAAAAAAAGAGCAGCCUAUGUGCGUAGAGAGUUUCCACUGGUAAAUCCAAUUGAAUAUGUUGUGGAGAAAGGCAAAAAAACUCUUGCAUAUGUUCCCAUUGUUCCUAUGCUACAGAAGUUGCUUAACAAAACUGAUGUUUUAGACAAAGCUAUGUCAGAGAAAGUACAUGUCCCUCAGGAAUUCAGAUCAUAUGCUGAUGGGCAAUACUUUACUGAAAAUCCAUUUCUUGCAAAAGAUGAGUUUACAAUUGCUCUUGUACUUUACAUUGAUGACUUUGAAGUCGCCAAUCCUCUUGGAACAUCAAAGCUAAAACACAAGAUGUGUGCAGUAUACUGGGUUAUUGCAAACAUACCUUCAAAAUAUCGGUCAACCCUCAGCUCUAUCCAACUUGCUCUACUGUGCAAUACCUCCACAGUCAAGGAGUGUGGUUAUGCAAAGGUUUUCCAACCUCUGAUCUAUGAUCUAAAAUUAUUGGAGCAGAAUGGUGUUUACCUGGAGCAACUAGGUGCAAGUGUGAAAGGUACAGUCUUGUAUGUUGCAGCUGACAAUCUUGCUGCCCACUCUCUUGCAGGUUUCCUGGAGAGUUUUACCGUCGACAAGUUCUGCAGAUUCUGCGUGGCAAGCAGUAGAGACACUCAACAACAAGAGAUGGCCAUGGAACAGAAAUUAACAAUGCGAGUUAUCGUCUCUGAGGGAGAUAUAAGAAAGAUGACAAUGAACCCUCGACCAUACAUACUUGAAGAUUUGAUUAGCUGGCUCAAAGGCACUCUCCAAACAAAUUACAAUUUUACCUUACAGUACCAAGAUCCUGAAUUUAACAAUGAAUUAUGCAACCUCACAGACUUGUCUGAGCUCCCAGAUAAACCAACGAUCAAAAUCAUCCCUAUCAUUGAGCUUGUACCAGUCCCUGGAGGUUCUGAAUUAUGUAGUGACACAAGCAGCCAAGCAGACACUGAGAUCCUGUCCAUCUCUUUGGAUAGAAGUUCUCAGUGGCCAGAGGUAUUUGAAAUUCAAAAUUUCAAGUCGAUGUAGAGUAUA
Molecule: messenger RNA, 1728 nt
Organism: Danio rerio (zebrafish)
Lineage: Eukaryota; Metazoa; Chordata; Actinopteri; Cypriniformes; Danionidae
Source: RefSeq, a predicted model, not a curated record